Messenger RNA from Durusdinium trenchii, 2310 nucleotides. The record is from the annotation of a GenBank genome assembly. NCBI's taxonomy places the organism in Eukaryota, Dinophyceae, Suessiales, Symbiodiniaceae.
AUGGCGCCAGAGGAUCCGUGGGUGAUCAAGGAUGCAGGCAAAGACAUCGUGGAGGAACGGCAGAGGUCCCAUGCGCCGGGUGGCGGAUCUGGAGCCGUGCCGCUUCAGCAAGAAGUGCAAGAAGCGCGACUGCCCGAACGCACACCCCGAGGGCCCGGGAAGCCUGGGACGGACUCGUCGGUCAGCGAUUCCGAGCUCUCGUCGGGCACCGGGAUGAGGUGCAGCGUUUGGCGGGAACAAACCCAAAGAAAGAUGCCUCACUACUGGGCGCUGGCGCUGGCGGCACCGCUGGUGCUGCUGGGGCACACCGUGCGUGCGGAGGACUGUGUGGUGGACGCUACAGGCGAGUGCGAGGACGCCGAGCUCUCCCUGCGCCAGCUGCGCGGCGAACGGCUCUCGCGGCACCUGGGCGAGGACCAGGCCGCUCCAACCUGCGCCGCCUACGGCUGCGGGGAGUUCGUUCGAAACCAUCCAUGCCAGUGCACCCCACAGUGCAAGAAGUUUGGGAACUGUUGCCCGGACUAUCAAGCCACUUGCGUCAAGAAGGAGGAUGCGGCGCUGGGGAGCGACGUGGAUUCCCCCACGGUCCCGGAGGAAGACGCGGCGCCCAGCUGCGCCAGCUUCGGCUGCAGCGAGAAGUACGUGGCGAACCAUCCCUGCCAGUGCACUGCCAAGUGUGCGAAGUUUGGAAAUUGCUGCUCGGAUUUCAAAGCCGUGUGCCUGGCGAAGGAGGAGGCCUCCGAGGCGCCUGCGGCGCCUGCCACCACGACGACAGAGGCGGAGGUAACAACUACGUCCAGCACCACUGCAGAGGAGACGGCGGCGGAGGAGGAGGAUGUGACGGCAGAGGAUGCAACAGGAGAAACGGAUGAUGCCUGGAAAGGCACCGUGGACGGCAUCCUUCAUCUCGAUGAUGACUGGAUCAAGCAAGACAAGGUAGCCGGGGAGUGUGCCACCGCUAAGCGUGGAGACGAGUGCUUCAUCGCCGUCAACUGGGCCAUGUCCGAUGGCAUCUACGAGCACCCUGAGUGGUGGCCAGAGCUGCAAGCUGGCGCGUCCAGUUUUGAAGAGUUCCAAGCUCAUCAGCACCUCAUGAAUGCCACACUGUGCCCACAGCCCUGCAUGGUGAGGUAUCAGCAGUACUUGGUGCCCACCUACCGGUCUCAGCACCAGUAUCCCAUGAAGGGCGUCUCCUAUGGAGCGUCUCCGCUGAAGAACACGGGCGUUCUGUUGACCGAUGACGAUUUCAUGACAGACAUCACGGGCGCCAUGUGGGACAGUUGGGGCCGUGGAGAUUUGGAUUUGCUGAAAUCCAUGGGUGUGAAUACGUUGCGCAUGUACGGCAACGAUCUGAACUACAGCCACCGGAGCUUUUUGGAUGGAGCCUAUAAGCGGGACAUGGACAUCAUCGUGGGCCUCAGUGACUGGGGCUUCAUCCAAGGGCCGGAUCCUUGCGACAGGAAUGGCUACGAGUGCUUCUCCCAAGUCUACGAGGCCUACAAGAACAACCUCCUGAAAGGCUUUACCAUUCGGAACUACACCAUGUACCACCCUGCUCUCAAAGCGUUGAUCAUUAGCAACGAGCCCGACCUGAAGGUCCACCCGAGGACCUCUGUGUGUCGUGCGAUGAUUAGCAGCCUGGAUGCGAUUUUGCAGGCGGAGAAGGACCUGAAUGUUACGGAGAAUCCCAUUGCUUUCACCGUGACCUUCUCUUUUGCAGCCUUUGGGAAGAACCCUCCAGGGCUUGGACAAAUGCAGGAGCUCUACCACUGCCUGGAACAUCCAGAAGCACCUCCGACCAACUACAAGCCGAAGAACGAUGUCUUGACGGCCUUCCACCAGCGCUGGGUACACAGCUUCAACACGGCCGCCCCGGGGCAUGUGGUCGAGGAGCUCUUCCUCGACAAGUACAAGAAGAGCAUUUUUUGGUCAGAGAAGAUGAAGAUCCCUCUGUUCAUUGGCGAGUACCACAGUGUGCACGUGGGCGCGAAGGAUGACUUACCCAUUUUGGUUGGCGAUGCGCUGUCGCCAACGUAUCCCUUCUUCCUGGGCUACAACUUUUUUGAGUUCUCGGUCCGCUACGAUAAGGGCGGCAGCGAGAAGAAGUUCGGGAUGUUCGGCUAUGGUGAUUGCCCACUGCUCGACAUGAACUACAGUGGCCAGGUCUAUACCAUUUGGGACUUGGUGCCGGCGCCCGACAAGUAUGGCUACCCACUCUCCGUGGCACUGAGCGCAGCCUAUGGCAAGGGCAGCAAGCUGCCCACCUUGCGGAAGAGCCCGUGCAUGGAGGCCACCCUCGGCGUCAGCUGA